GCACGCAAUUUGCUAUACUUAAGAAAAUUUCAAUAAAAAUUAAUAAAUUUCAAUAAAAUCAAGUAAAAGUUGUGUUAAAUUAUAAUGGCCCACUAUAAGGGAGCUGCCAGUGAGGCUGGGCGUGCUGCUCAGUUGAUGAAAAAACGUGAAAUCCAACAGCAAGAAAUUGAGUUUCGCAAAAAGAAAAUUGAGGAGGAACUGAAAUUGGACAAAAUAGAAAAUAAAUUCGCCACCCAUUAUGAUGCAGUGGAGCAACAGCUCAAGACCUCCACUAUUGGUCUGGUCACUUUGGAUGAGAUGAAAGCCAAACAAGAGGACAUAGUAAGAGAACGAGAAAAGAAAUUGGCCCAGAAGAAGGAUGAAAAAGAAAGGGAAAAACAAAAGGCUCUGGAAGCCAUACAGGCGGAGAAAAAUAAACAGAAAAAACAAAUACAAGCUUUGUCAUUUAGUUUUAACGAUGAUGAAGAGGUUGAGGAAGAUGAGGACAGCGAAGAAGACGAGGGACAAAAAGAAAUGGAACAACAGAGAAAAAAGGAAAAGGAACUGAAAAUAAAUUUGGAAACUGUGAAAAUUGAAAAGAAAAAAUGGACUGAAAUAAAUCCCGAUGAACUAGUGCCGGUGACUAAAAAGAAAAUUUGCAAAAAUCCCGAUGUAGACACCAGUUUCCUGCCCGACAGAGAACGUGAGGAGGAGGAAAACCGUUUGAGGGAACAGCUGCGUCAAGAGUGGGUAAUGCAACAAGCGGCCCUUAAAGAUCAAGAAAUACCCAUAACAUUCUCUUACUGGGAUGGCUCCGGUCAUCGUCGCAGUGUGGUUAUGAAAAAGGGUAAUUCCAUUUAUCAGUUUUUACAAAAAUGCUUGGAAUUGCUGCGCAAAGAAUUCAAUGAACUUAAAACUGUUAUGGCCGAUCAGUUAAUGUACGUUAAGGAGGAUUUAAUUUUACCACAUCACUAUACUUUCUAUGAUUUUAUUGUGACAAAAGCUCGCGGUAAAUCUGGUCCAUUGUUCCAGUUCGACGUGCACGAUGAUAUUCGGCUGACAAGUGAUGCUUCAGUGGAAAAGGAGGAAUCCCAUGCCGGCAAAGUUUUACUGCGUUCUUGGUAUGAACGUAAUAAACAUAUUUUUCCAGCCAGUCGUUGGGAACCCUACGAUCCUACGAAAUCUUAUGAUAAAUAUACCAUUAAAGAUAAAAAGAAAUAGAUUGUAUGGACAUUGUAGAAAUUAUAUAGGAAAUUUGGUACAAAUACAAUAAAGAUAUUUUAUAAAAAAGAAAAAAA
Messenger RNA from Calliphora vicina (urban bluebottle blowfly), 1277 nucleotides. RefSeq names its product protein FAM50 homolog. The transcript has a single exon. The record is from RefSeq and is a predicted model, not a curated record. Gene Ontology annotation, biological process: chromatin organization. Lineage: Eukaryota; Metazoa; Arthropoda; Insecta; Diptera; Calliphoridae. Gene Ontology annotation, cellular component: nucleus. Bases 85 to 1200 code for a protein of 371 amino acids.